This is a messenger RNA of Coprinopsis cinerea okayama7#130, 1389 nucleotides long. RefSeq names its product Fer8. Gene Ontology annotation, cellular component: cytoplasm. The transcript is spliced from 7 exons. Bases 1 to 1389 code for a protein of 462 amino acids. NCBI's taxonomy places the organism in Eukaryota, Fungi, Basidiomycota, Agaricomycetes, Agaricales, Psathyrellaceae. Gene Ontology annotation, molecular function: flavin adenine dinucleotide binding; electron-transferring-flavoprotein dehydrogenase activity. The record is from RefSeq and is a predicted model, not a curated record.
AUGGGUGGUGGUGUUGCUCCUACCAGCGAAACCAAGACCGUUGUCGUGCUCGGUGUAGCCUACGGAGAUGUGUAUGUUAUGCCCAGAUAUGCCGUCCUACCAGGUCACGAAUACAAGGCUUUCAUCCCCUACACCAACGUCUUCCUCACUCCCGGGAAGAACCCCAAUCACAUCGUUCUCAAAGCCCAGGUUCUCUCCAUCCGCCCAAAUCACGUCACCCUCUCGCAAGCGUUCCCCGAGCACGGUUUCCCAACCACCACAAUCCCUUUCGACUACGCCGUUUAUGCACUGGGUGGCAGCCUCGCCGCUCCUCUAGACCUGUGGGGCUCUGAUCCUCGCACUUCCUUGUCCAGUGUGAAAGGAGAGGACCUGAAGAAGUGGGAGUACAAUGGAUUCAAGUCGGAAGGCAUCGAGUGGUUCAGGGAGAGGCAGAAGGUCGUUGAGAAAGCGCCCACUGUGCUCGUUGUUGGUGGAGGUGCUUUGGGAAUCCGUACGUCCCCACUAUCUCUACGUAUACCAAUACCGGAUACCAACCGCCAUUUAGAAUUUGCCACUGAUAUCAAGGCUGUAUACCCCGACAAGAAGGUUACCCUCCUCCAUUCGCGACAACAGCUCCUUCCUAAAUUCGAUGAGGCGUUGCACCAUGAAGUUCGUAAAACGCUCGAAUCCCAGGAGGUCGAACUCAUCCUUGGCGAGCGCCUCGAUCUUGACUCAGUAGAUCAUGUACUUGGUGCAGGCAAGGUUGUCAACGCGAAGGGCCAACGAGUAGUUCGAACCGUCACAGGACGGGAGAUCUCGGCUGACUUGCUGCUCCUCUGUGUGGGCCAAAAACCCAACUCCGGUUUGAUCGAGGCGAUGGACCCAUCCACCGUUAGCCCGUCGACCAAGCUCGUUCGUGUGUACAGGACGAUGCAGAUCAGCACCGAACCCGUCAAUGAAGUGGAAUCAGAUUUGGCGUCCGAGGUCAAGGAUAAGCUGAAGGUUUCGGAGGAGAGCUCGACGCCUUCAUCUGAAUCCACCACGUCUGAGUCCAAGAAGACGCCUGCGUACCCUCACAUCUUUGCCAUCGGAGACGUCGCAGAUGCCUUUGGUGCCAUCGCAGCCGGUCACAACGCUUACGCUCAGGGUGAAGUAGCGGCACGAAACAUCAUUAGAUUGAUCAAGCGGAGUGAGGCAAAGGCCGGUGGUAACAAGGAGGAAGAGGAAGCCUUGGAGCAGUACACCGCCGGCCCACCUGCUAUCAAGGUGUCUCUUGGUUUGAGACAUAGCGUUUACCAGCUCGGGGAUCUCACCGGAACCAAGGAUGAUGGUGAAGACGAUCUCCAGGCCGGUGCCAUCUGGCCAUUAUACGGUAUCAAGGUGGAGAAGGAUGAAGACAUGCUGCCUUGA